Molecule: messenger RNA, 2313 nt
Organism: Diabrotica virgifera virgifera (western corn rootworm)
Lineage: Eukaryota; Metazoa; Arthropoda; Insecta; Coleoptera; Chrysomelidae
Exons: 2
Coding region: 130-1398 (422 amino acids)
Source: RefSeq, a predicted model, not a curated record
UACAUUGCAUAACAUAACCUUACUUUUUUACACUUGGUUUUUCUAUAAACAGUAUAUUAACAAUAACAAUUUAUUGAAUGAAAAACCUAUAUAGUUAAAAAAAUAUAUAGUUGUUCUUUGAGAAAAACAAUGUCGCAGAAUGAAGGGGAAAUGCAUGGAAAAAAGAAAUCAAAAGCUUUUAGACAUUCAACAUCUUUUUACAGACAAAAAGCUAAACUUUUGAAAAUGGCACAUACAGAACCUGAAGAGCUAAUUACUCAAAAUGGGACUAAAGAUUUUCAUGAGCUGCCUGAUGUACAUACACAAGCAUCUACAAGCAGAUUAACCUUAACAGAUGAUGAGAUCAAACAGGAAGAUGUCAUUCUGACUUCUGCCAACACCAACAGACCUGAUACUACACCAAAAGGGCAUGAAUGUGAUCUAAUCGCUAACGAGUUUGAGCUUACAGAUGAUGAUGAUGAGGUGACUAAUUUGGAAUUUGAAAUAGAAUCAAAGUAUUUGAGGCGGGAGAAGCUGAGGCAUUGGGCAGUCAAAAAUGGAAUAGCUCAUACUCAUCUUAAUGAGCUUUUAGAUAUUUUGUUAUCUUUUGGAAUCUCCGGGUUACCAAAAGAUGCGAGGACACUAGUAGCAACACCCAAAUUAAUAACGACCACAAAAAUGAGCAAUGGGGGUGAGUUCUGGUAUAACGGUAUCGAAAAGUGCCUGAAAAAUAUUGAAUUGCCAAAUCAUAUUAAGGAAAUUAAAUUAAAUACCCAUGUAGAUGGAAUCCCAAUUGGAAAAAGUUCUAAACAACAAUUCUGGCCUAUUCUAAUGAAUAUUUCGAAUAUACCUGAACUUUCUUGUAAACCUUUUGUUGUUGCAAUUUUUUGUGGUAAAGCGAAGCCUGAGAAUGCUGAAUUAUUUCUACAGCAAUUUCCUGAAGAACUGAACAGAUUAUUAAUAGUUGGGAUCUACAACAACCAGAACCAGCAUAUGGCACUUAAAACAAAUGCUUUUAUUUGUGACACUCCUGCCAGAGCUUUUAUUAGAUGUACAGUAUCCCAUAAUGCUUAUUACAGCUGUUUAAAAUGCUCUGUCAAAGGCUGGUAUGAUAAAAAGGGCAGACAUAUUAGCUUUCCUCAAACAAAUUGCAAUCUAAGGACAGAUGCCAGUUUUAGAAGCAAGUCAGAUCCAGAACACCAUCAAAAAGACAAAAACCAAGACAAACACAAUGAUGCACUAAUACCAUCACCCCUUGAAAGACUGCCUAUUGAUAUGGUAAGAGAUUUUGUUGUUGCAGAUUCCUUGCAUCUAAUAGAUCUUGGAUUAGUAAAAAGGUGCUUAAGUGGAUGGGUUCAUGGUAGUUAUAACUUUAAAGAGAAGUUGUUUUCACCUCAAAUUACUUCCAUUAAUAGUUAGAAAAUUCAAAUAAACACCUUCCAAAUGACAUUCAUAGAACAGUUAGAAGUUUGGACUCACUGUCUUUUUGGAAAGGGACAGAAUAUAGAACUUUUCUAUUAUACCUGGGACCUGUGAUAUUAAAAGAGCAUCUACAUACGAAGACAUAUAAUCAUUUUAUGAUGUUAUUUUGUGCAAUAACUAUUUUAUCAGCCAAUUUCUACUGCAGACAGGAACAUCUCUUGGAAAUGGCAAAACAGAUACUAAAUGACUAUAUUGAACUUUUUGUUUCACUUUAUGGUGAGGACUCGAUUAGCAGUAAUGUACAUAACUUGUGUCAUGUAGUUGAUGAUGUGAAAAGAUUCGGCUGUCUGCCUGAAAUAUCUACAUACAGAUUUGAAAAUGAGUUAGGUGUCAUUAAAAACUUAUUAAGAACUGGUAAUCGACCCUUGAUACAAGUUGCUAAACGCUUGGGAGAACUUACGGACUAUGAUAAACCAAAUCUUAUCCAUCCAGAGGCUAUUUUUAAAGUACCUAUAAAAUGUCCAAUAUCCAAUUUGGAACCUUUUGAAAACAUCCAUUAUAAAUGUCUAAUUAUAUGCAAUACCUUAUUCAGAAAUGAUAAUAAGAACCAAUGGUUGUUGACUAAAGAUGAUAUAAUUAUUAAAAUGUUGAGCUGUUACGGAUCACCAACGAUUCCAAAAAUUCUGGGCAUGCCUUUAAAAAAUCAGAAAAAUAUGUUUUCUUAUCCAUUUCAGUCAAAUAAGCUUAGUAUCUUUAAGUGUCCGGAAGAAGUUUUUAAUGAUCCCAAACCUAUUUUAAGUUCUGAAAUUAAGUGUAAACUUGUCAAAGUAGAGCAUAAUGAUAGCUGUAUUUUGUUCCCUUUGAUUCACACUCUGGAUUUAUUCAAUAAAAAUAUUUAAUAAAAUUUAAAAA